CGCCAAUCGAGCAAUAAUAGAAUUUUGCUGCGCUGCCGAAUUUUCGCGAAAUUCACCGGAAAACGCACGUAAGCGGGCCAAAACUGCACUAAAAUAUGCACAACUAGAAAGGCCAUCCAUAAACCAUAAGAAACGCAAAGCAAAAGACGCGGAGCAGACAGGGAACAAACAGCAAACAUCAUGGCGCCCACCCCCUUGCCCCUCGAGCAAAUGCCUGGUGUUGGCGGUGGCGGAGGAGGCUACCUGCCCGCUGCCCAGGAGGGCGGCCCCCGGAUCAACACCAUGUCCAUGUCGGUGCUGAUCGACUUCAUCAUCCAGCGGACGUAUCAUGAACUAACUGUACUGGCUGAACUAUUACCACGCAAAACGGACAUGGAACGCAAGGUGGAGAUCUACAACUACGCGGCACGCACCCGCCAUUUGUUCACCAGGCUGAAUGCGCUGGUCAAAUGGGGCAACUCGGUGUCCAAGGUGGACAAAUCGUCGCAGAUAAUGAGCUUCCUGGACAAGCAGAACAUGCUUUUUGUGGAGACCGCCGACAUGCUGGCGCGCAUGUCUCGUGAAACUUUGGUUCGUGCUCGAUUGCCCAACUUUCACAUACCCGCCGCCGUCGAAGUUCUGACUACUGGCACAUAUAAUCGUCUACCCACCUGUAUACGCGAGCGUAUUGUGCCGGCCGAUGCAAUUACGCCGGCGGAGAAGAGACAGACACUGCUCCGCCUGAACCAAGUCAUCCAGCACCGCCUGGUCACAGGAAAACUUUUGCCCCAGAUGAGAGAAUUUCGCAUUCGCAACGGACGAGUCACCUUCGAGGUGAAGCACGAGUUUAGCGUUUCACUGACCGUAAUGGGGGAUAAUCCCACAGUACCUUGGCGGCUGCUGGACAUCGAUGUGCUCGUAGAGGACAAGGAGACGGGAGACGGAAAAUCGCUGGUGCAUCCGCUGCAGGUCAACUACAUCCAUCAGCUCAUCCAGGCACGCCUAGUAGAGAAUCCCAAUGCUCUUAGCGAGGUCUACAACUGUCUGCACUACUUCUGCCAAUCCCUGCAGCUGGAGGUUCUGUACACGCAGACCCUGCGUUUGAACUACGAAAGACUGGACGACAACAAUAUAACUGUGGAAGAGUACGUACCAGGCGUAAAACUGACGGUGUCGUAUUGGCGUGAUCUAAAGUCGGAGCUGGGCUACCGCCUAACCGUUCAAUCGGAUCCCAGCGAGAUCGGGCGUCCGUUGGCAGUGGUCCACGUGCCCUCACUGGGCGCCAAGGAGUCUGCCGAAGUGGCGGAUCGGGCCGUACGCUCUGAACACCUUUCGAUGGAGCGCCUAAUUGUACAUACUGUCUACAUACGAUCGGUGUCCAGGCUGAGCGAUCUCAAGCUGGAGUUUCAGGCUUUUUUGAAAGAUGUUGACUGUGAGUUCAACCUCCAAGGAACUCCUGCUAUUUUGACCGUCCCCGUACUCUCGCCCUGUCUGAGGGCCGAGCAGAUUCACAUCACCAUUGACACCCACACAGGCAUGUUCCGUUGUCAUGUGCCCAAGCAUCUGGACUGUCCGAUAAUGGAGGAGAUGCAGGACUGCCUCAAUGGGGAUCGCAGCAAGCUGCCCGCUUUGCUUUCGGAGCUGCGCUUUUGGAUCACCCAUCGGAGGUGCGACAAAACCCUACAACAUCUUCCGGCUACGGCCACCGAGACACUUCCAUUUCUUGUGCAGCCUGAUCAGGAGAUUUUGCAGCCGGGCAGGCACAAGAUUUAUGUCAAGCUGCACAGGCAUCCAAAUAUUGUUUUGGUGGUUCAACUCAAGGAAAAGACUACCAUGCCCAACGAAAUGGAAUACACCUUUCACCUGGGCUUCGUGGCCUACCAAAAGGACGAGCUGGAUGUUAUAGACGACUCCGCCAUGCAGCUGGUGUCUAUAGUGGCCCAACCGCAUUCGGACAUUCCAAAGUGUUACACCAAGCUGAUGCGCCUUAUUGAGUUUGAUACUUUUGUUGCCACUCAUGGACCUGGCACUGAGGUGGACGCGGAGGUUUCCCCGCACAAACGAAAGUCGAAUGGGGAUUUGCUGGCUCCUCCAGCUAAACAACAAAAGACCAUAUUUCCUGCCUACUUCAUUCCCGAGCUGGCUCAUGUGGUGGCCAUGUGCGAUGAAAAGAUACCGUUCAUGAACCUAGCCCAGACGCUGUCCAAGCACAAUAUUCCCCACAGCGGACUGCAGGUGGAAGCGAAUGCCACGUCACUUGUUCUGAAGAUACUGGCCUUACCACAGCCAGGAAAAACAACCUUUGCAACCCAACAACAGCAGCAACAGGGAGCACCUGCAGUGGCAGGAGAAAAUAAGCCAAGUGGUACCUCUGGACUGCCGAAAAUCGACUCCCACGUGUGGGACGACCUAAUGCGUCGCGUUCUCUCCAUAUCGAUUCGUUCACAGACCAACAAGAACAGCCAGGUCCGGAUCUGGGUAGUGGAGUUCGUCUUCUACAGCACACCGCUGCAAAGUAGCCAUCCGAAGGAGCAGGGCAGUCGGCGGACUGUUUACCUCACCUACGAACAGGCGAACUACGACUUUUCAAAAACAGUUGAGGAUUUGCUAAACGACUGGUCGAAAAUCGUGUACCUUUACACGCUGGUUUACGACUUUGCUGAGCAGCUGCUAAAUAAACGUCUUUCCCUUUGUGACAUGCUAGUGGUCAAGUCAUACAGCUACAUGAACCUGCUCCUCGGAUACGGACCCAAAAAAGAGGUGAGCUGCAAUAUCUAUUGGUCGGUGCAAUCCCACGGCUUCCGACUGACGUUCGUCGGCGGAAUGUCAGCUGUAAACGGGCACUCAAUGAUGCGUGACCAGCUGGCGCAACACUUGAACCAGCAGCAUAGCAUCACCCAAAUCGCCCAGAUUCUCCAUGAAACCUACAACCCGUUGAGCUCCAUUGCCAAGCUGCCGGUGCUGCCCUUCUUGGGGAUACCGCGCCCUCAGGUGCCAGUGCUAUCGUUUUGCGUGUUGGCACAAUCGCCGUGCCUGAUAAGGUUGACAUAUCAGGCAGUGUACUGCCUGGAGUUGCGUUUCCGUGCCAACAGACUCGUAUCCAUCCGAGAUGGAGCGAGCAGUCGCUUCGAGCGUAACGUCGUGGAAGAGUUCACGCCCAUUCAGGGUCUGAAAGCCUUCCUCUCCAAGUACGUGGACGAGUCGGCGGUCUACAGGGGACGGGCCUCCCACGAGGACGACAAUCCGCUGUCACCAAUGGGAAUGGAGGACAACUUCGGUGGACCGAGCAGUGUUGCGGGGGUAAGUGCUGGUGGAUCCUCACCAUUUUUGGGUACUGGAAUGCGGGGACCGCAGUCGCCGAGAGACAGUGGCCUGCGUUUUCCUGCCCCCCACACUCCGCCCUCCAGUUCAAAUCCGCACACACCCGCCAGUCCGCAUCCAAGUGCGGGGGCAGGUGGCGGCAGUGGACCCCAGGGACACGGCAACUUCAACCUGACGUCACCGCCAGCGCCACAUAUGCCACAUCCGUCGCCAAGCGGCUUGAUGCCGUCGUCUCCGCUAAAUCCUCAGCCCAGUCCCCACAUGGUCCAUAGUCCUGGACCCAACACGCUCUACAUGCAGAGCCACCAGGACUCUCCCUUCACCGCCAUGUCGCCGGCGAAUAACAAUUGGCCCGGAUCCCCCAGCAUGCCGCGCCCAUCUCCACGACCCGGACAGAGUCCUGAUCACAAGAGCACCGGUGGUGGAGCAGGAGUGGCCGGUGGAACGGAUAGAGGAGGCUCUCGGGGCACUCUCAAUCGGCCCUGGGCUGGAGCAGUACCUACUCUCCUCACCCAUGAAGCUUUGGAGACUCUGUGUCGUCCCAGUCCGUAUCCGAACAAGGAUAUCAAUGUGCCGGACAUGAGUCCUCUAGAGCGUUUUCUAGGCUGCGUUUAUAUGAGAAGGCAAUUGCACAGAAACAUUCAGAGCGAGGAGACGCUUACCGCCCUAAACAGUACAGAACCAGGAGUGGUGCUCUUCAAGGUCGAUGGACUGCAGUGCCAGGUGGUGCUGAAUCAGAUGCACAUGCAGACGCUGCACCUCAAAGUCUCUCAGCUGCCGCCCAUGCCCGACAAGCAUCCGCCGCCGUUCCAGCUUAGCCAGGACGAUCUGCUGGUUAUAGAGCAGUACUUUGACACCAGAGUGGCAGCUCCACCAUACCGACCCAAUUCCCUGCACAGCAUCUGCCGGCUGUUGAACCUGCCCGCCCAGGUACUUAAGGAUUUCGUACAGAUCAUGCGUUUGGAUUUGAAGCCGGAGCUGGGUGGCGACCAGUUGAAAUGGACGGUGCAGAUAUGUUUGCGCAUGCCGCCCUCGGCGGUUCCCAUUGUGCCCAGUGGCAAUGCAUGCGUGGUUAUGGGUCGCAUGAAGAUACUGUUCUUCCUGCAAAUCACGAGGAUACCCUACGGCGCGGUCAUAGGCGUGGGCAAGGACUGGAAGGACAGCCCCUCUUUGGUGUUGCCCAUUGUGUACGACAUUCAGACGAACGUCACCCAGCUGGCGGAACGCACAGGACAAGUGAUCUCGCCCACAAUGACCGCUGCUAGCACUCUUCUUCGACGCUUUGCCGAGUUCAAUGCGCAACAGAAUCAGUGUACGCUCUUCCCAGCCAUUACGGAUCUUCUGACGAACCUCCAGCUGGCUGCCGAGAUGCCACAGCCCCCACCCAACCAAUCCAUAGGACCUCCCGUAGGCGUGGGUGUCGGAGUGGGAUCCAGUCCGAAUCCGAUGAUGCCCAUGCAGCAGCUGCCGCAGCAAGUGGGACCGCAGGGCCCAGUGGGUCCCGGCGGCUACCCGCAGAUGGGCCCCAAUCCCGGUGGCCCGCAGUGAUGAAGGCGCAAGCGCCGCGCCUCCUCGCAGCAGCCGUGAGCUGAAGGACUGUGAGCUGGCAACCCGGAACGGCGACCGAUUAUUUAUAAACGAGUUUAUUGGAUAAGAGUACACAGAACACCCUCUACUCUGGGGUGAGUCGAUUUGGAAUCUCAAAAAUCGUAGCAAAAAAAAGUAAACCAUGAUCAGUUUUGAAGUUUGCCAAAACUGCUCAUAGUUCGCUUUCUGUCCCUAUAAUUUUGUAGAUUGUUCUAAUACCAAGAAAUCGAUCCACUCCACGAUACACUAUUUAGUUAAUGUUUGUAUUUGUAUUUGUAUUCGGCAAAUCCAGAAGUAACUGGAAUUGCCAAAUAAUAUUUUAAGCUUUCUGGGUACCAUGGAAAGUCUGCUUUGGUAGUCCUUAAGAUUCCAUUUCACCAAUAUUGAGGUGUUCCUGUUGACCAAGGACCAAACAUAUUUCGCAUGCGUAAGACAGCAGCCAUCUGACCCAAGAAAAGAAAAGAAAAGCACAUCUCAUUUGGGGAUCAGAUGCUAUAUACAUUUUAUUGCGCUGUACUCCCUGAAAUAUUGGGCAUGAAAACAAAUUACACAUCCAAGAUUAUAAAUUGUUAACUAAACAGUGCGGCUAGUGCGGCUAUGUAAUAAAAAGAUUAUCGAUUAUCUAU
Messenger RNA from Drosophila melanogaster (fruit fly), 5513 nucleotides. RefSeq names its product mediator complex subunit 14 (gene MED14). Gene Ontology annotation, cellular component: nucleus; mediator complex. The record is from RefSeq and is marked reviewed. Gene Ontology annotation, biological process: regulation of transcription by RNA polymerase II. NCBI's taxonomy places the organism in Eukaryota, Metazoa, Arthropoda, Insecta, Diptera, Drosophilidae. Bases 181 to 4848 code for a protein of 1555 amino acids. Gene Ontology annotation, molecular function: transcription coregulator activity. The transcript has 9 exons.